This is a messenger RNA of Clupea harengus (Atlantic herring), 1307 nucleotides long. Its product is annotated as HLA class II histocompatibility antigen, DP beta 1 chain-like. The transcript has 4 exons. Gene Ontology annotation, cellular component: MHC class II protein complex; membrane. NCBI's taxonomy places the organism in Eukaryota, Metazoa, Chordata, Actinopteri, Clupeiformes, Clupeidae. The record is from RefSeq and is a predicted model, not a curated record. Bases 242 to 907 code for a protein of 221 amino acids. Gene Ontology annotation, biological process: antigen processing and presentation; immune response.
UGCUUGUCUCCUGCCAUUAGUAUAUCUUCUCCUUGGCGUAGGUAAGUGAAAACUUGUACAUAUAAUACAUAAACAGAAAGAAAGAGUAAUUAAAGAGUAGUUGUGCAGUUAACAGAAGUCUCAGCUUAGGAAACAUUAAACUAUUAAUAAUAUCCUAAUAUUAAUAGGCUGUAAUGAGUUUGAUUUUAUUUUUUUAGAUGGAUAUUGCCAGUACAGAUGGAUACGAUGCUACUCCAACUCAAUGAGUUUGACAGACAUGGUGUUUGUAGAGUCGUACUUUUAUAAUAAAAUGGAAUUCCUAGUAUUUAACAGCACCGUUGGUAGGUAUGUCGGCUAUUCAGAUUUUGGAAUGGCUCUAGCACAUCAAAAGAAUGAAGAUAAACACCUUCUGCCUUACGAGCAGGGCUCUGUGGACAGACUCUGCAAAGUCAAUGCUCUUGUCUACAAAAGCCAUGGAAUGGACAAAACAAUGGAGCCCAGCGUGAAUCUGAAUUUGGUGAGGCCAGUCAGUAGCAAUCAUCUCGCCAUGCUGAUGUGCAGUGCCUACAACUUCUACCCACAAAUGAUCCGCGUGACCUGGUACAGAGACGGCCAGAAGGUGACCAGUGAUGUCUCAGCCACGGAGGAGCUGGCGGAUGGAGACUGGUUCUACCAGAUCCACUCCCACCUGGAGUUCACCCCCAAAGCUGGAGAGAAGAUCUCCUGUGUGGUGGAGCACGCCAGCUUCAAGGAGCCCAGGGAGUUUGUCUGGGACUCCUCCAUGCCCAAGGCUGAGAGGAAUAAGAUCGCCAUUGGGGCCGCUGGCCUGCUGCUGGGACUGGUGGUCUGUGCUGCUGGACUGCUCUACUACAGGAAGACAUCAAGAGGCUGGAUCUUGGCUCCUCAAAGAUCAACCCCUACUCAUUGACGGCAUAAUUCAUGUUCCUCCUCAUCCUCCAGUGCUUCCUUCAUGUGCGCCAUCAUUGCCAAUCAAACAUUAUGACUAAACAUUUUAUUCAGUUUCUUCGAUGCAUACCAACUCUGGAGUGGAAGUCUGAGUAAGCACUGAUCUAACUCUUCCCAAAGUCUAAAGUGUCUUUCUUGUGUGUUUAAUUUCCUGCACUGUUCAAAUCUGUUACAUUCUUUGUAAACCUCUACCAUCUAUAUGCCUCAGGUCAAGCUAGUGCUUACAUCCAGUAGAAAAACCUGUCAAGCAAUUGACAAUAUUGUCAUGGCAUUAUCAUUUCCUUAAGGCUAACAUUCAGACAUGCGGACAUUUUCAAAACCAUCUUGGUAAAAGCAUGAAUAAAGAAACAAACAUCAAUGAA